GCGGGUGAGAGGUCGCGGCGGCGCCGAGUCCAUGGCGGCGGCCGUGACGGCGGCUUGAGGCGGCACCGGUUCCCUUCCCACCCUCCGACCAUGCACAGCCUGGCCACGGCCGCGCCUGUGCCAACAGCACUGGCUCAGGUUGACCGUGAAAAGAUCUACCAAUGGAUCAAUGAGCUGUCCAGCCCCGAGACACGGGAGAAUGCACUGCUGGAGCUGAGCAAGAAGCGCGAGUCUGUGCCUGACCUCGCCCCAAUGCUGUGGCACUCAUUUGGCACAAUUGCAGCACUCCUUCAGGAAAUUGUAAAUAUUUACCCAUCAAUCAACCCUCCGACUUUGACAGCCCAUCAGUCCAACAGAGUCUGCAAUGCUUUAGCUCUACUACAGUGUGUUGCAUCACACCCUGAAACGAGAUCAGCUUUUCUGGCAGCUCAUAUUCCUCUCUUCCUGUACCCCUUCCUGCACACAGUCAGCAAGACCCGUCCAUUCGAGUACCUGCGGCUCACAAGCCUCGGAGUCAUUGGGGCCUUGGUGAAAACUGACGAGCAAGAAGUGAUAAAUUUCUUAUUGACAACAGAAAUUAUCCCCCUGUGCUUACGUAUUAUGGAGUCGGGAAGUGAGCUCUCCAAAACGGUUGCUACAUUUAUUCUUCAGAAAAUCCUCCUGGAUGACACAGGGCUGGCAUAUAUCUGUCAGACUUAUGAGCGGUUUUCCCAUGUUGCCAUGAUACUGGGUAAAAUGGUCCUGCAGCUCUCCAAGGAGCCAUCGGCACGGCUGCUGAAACAUGUUGUCCGCUGCUAUCUUCGCCUUUCUGAUAACCCCAGGGCACGUGAAGCUCUCAGGCAGUGCCUUCCUGACCAGUUGAAGGACACCACCUUUGCCCAGGUCCUGAAGGAUGACACCACCACAAAACGCUGGCUGGCUCAGCUUGUCAAGAACCUGCAAGAGGGUCAAGUCACUGACCCACGGGGCAUCCCUCUUCCUCCGCAAUGACUGCUGGGGGAGGUGGGGCACUGGGGAAGAAACAGCUCAGGUUUACAAAGAACCAGGAACAGGUGACCUCUUCUGCAACAAACUGGGCACGCCAGCUGGCUGCCAGCCUGUCGGACCACCCCACCCAGCCAAAGGGCUGCUCUGUAGCGGUGCAGCAAGCCUCUGGGGAUCCCAACACCAGCAAAUGCUGAUACUACAGCUUCAAAAAAAAAAA
This is a messenger RNA of Pseudopodoces humilis (Tibetan ground-tit), 1204 nucleotides long. It is a transcript of the gene CNOT9, whose product is annotated as CCR4-NOT transcription complex subunit 9. Gene Ontology annotation, cellular component: CCR4-NOT complex. The record is from RefSeq and is a predicted model, not a curated record. Gene Ontology annotation, biological process: mRNA catabolic process. NCBI's taxonomy places the organism in Eukaryota, Metazoa, Chordata, Aves, Passeriformes, Paridae.